Molecule: messenger RNA, 8432 nt
Organism: Leucoraja erinaceus (little skate)
Lineage: Eukaryota; Metazoa; Chordata; Chondrichthyes; Rajiformes; Rajidae
Product: phosphatidylinositol-binding clathrin assembly protein
Exons: 20
Coding region: 90-1886 (598 amino acids)
Biological process (GO): synaptic vesicle budding from presynaptic endocytic zone membrane; clathrin-dependent endocytosis; clathrin coat assembly
Cellular component (GO): clathrin-coated vesicle; extrinsic component of presynaptic endocytic zone membrane; synaptic vesicle
Molecular function (GO): 1-phosphatidylinositol binding; clathrin heavy chain binding; SNARE binding
Source: RefSeq, a predicted model, not a curated record
GGGGGGGAUAAGAACAUUUUUUUUCUUCUUCUUUUGUCGCCGUAUUUGGUCAAGAGUGUAGCGCCUGUUACCUCAGGAGGGAUCCGAUCAUGUCGGGCCAGUCGAUCACGGACCGGAUCACCGCGGCCCAGCACAGCGUUACCGGCUCGGCCAUCACCAAAGCGGCGUGUAAGGCCACCACACACGAGGUGAUGGGCCCCAAGAAGAAGCAUCUUGACUAUUUGAUCCAGUGUACCAAUGAGAUGAAUGUGAACAUACCGCAGAUGGCAGAUACGUUAUUUGAGAGAGCAACCAACAGCAGCUGGGUUGUGGUGUUUAAGGCAUUAAUCACAACGCAUCAUUUGAUGAUGUAUGGGAAUGAGCGGUUUAUCCAGUAUUUGGCUUCAAGAAACACAUUGUUCAACUUGAAUAACUUUUUGGAUAAAGGUGCCAUGCAAGGAUAUGAUAUGUCGACUUUCAUCAGACGGUAUAGCAGAUACCUUAAUGAAAAGGCACUUUCCUACAGACUAAUGGCGGUUGACUUCACUAAAAUGAAGAGAGGGACGGAUGGAGUAAUGAGAACUAUGAAUACUGAGAAGUUGCUGAAGACGCUGCCUCUAAUACAGAAUCAGCUUGAUGCACUCUUAGAUUUUGAUGCAAAUCCUAAUGAACUAACUAACGGAGUAAUAAAUGCUGCCUUCAUGCUACUGUUCAAAGAUUCCAUCAGGCUUUUUGCUGCCUACAAUGAAGGGAUCAUCAACUUACUGGAGAAAUACUUCGAUAUGAAGAAAAAUCAGUGCAAGGAAGCCCUGGACAUAUACAAGAAGUUUUUGGCCAGAAUGACAAAGUUGUCUGAAUUCCUCAAAACUGCAGAGCAAGUUGGAAUUGAUCAGGGUGACAUUCCAGAUCUAUCUCAGGCAAAUGAUGCUAUUCCACGUGGACUUCUGAUACAGGAGCAGCGGCAUAAAGAGAUACCAAUGCAACCCCAGUCAGCAACUGCAUCUACCACCGUGUCUCCGAGCUCCACGUCAGGGAAGAGUAUCAACACGUCGACAGCAGUUGAUCUAUUCGCAGUAGCCACACCAGUAUCAAGUACUAACAGUGCACCCAGUCUUUCCAAUGAUAUCUUCAAUAUGCAGUCAGCUUUUGUGCCAACAGUGCAGAGUACCCCAGCAAUAUCAACCUCAGCCAAUGCAUGGGGGGAUGUAUUUAACUCCUUUGCUGAACCAAGUCCUGCUACAUCUACAAAAAUUGAACAUUUUCCUGAGGCAGACAUGUUUGAUGCAGAUUCUUUCACCUCAAAAGGACCAGCUCCUGUUCCUGAAGUUAUUCCUAACCAUGAUCCUUUUCUUGGAUUUGCUCCUCAAGCUGUCCCUCAGAUGAUUGCUCCAACAGCAAUGAAUGUGGACUUUGACUCAGUGUUUGGAGCUAAGUUGGGUGCCAAUGAUGCCCAGAAUGCAAGUGGUGAAAUGUUGAUGCCAACUCUCCUCGCCAAAAAUCAGACAACUCCAGCAGUGAACCAGCAGAAUAACAAGCUAUUAGCAACUGACCUGGAUUCAUCCCUUGCCAACCUUGUGGGCAAUUUGAAUUUUGGAGGAACCCCAAUGAAAAAAAUGGAUCAACAGUGGAUCCAGAGUGGGGAGAGGAAAUUGACAGGAGGAUCAAAUUGGCAACCAAAGACCGCUGCAUCAACCUCCUGGAGUGCCACACCAAUGAAUGUUCCUCCAAUGGUGCCGCCGCCAAUAUCUUUCCCAGUGUCAACACCUCAAGUGCCUGUAUAUGGAAUGGUACCUGGAAUGGGGACAGUGCCUGUGGUAGCACAGCAGCCAAUGAUGUAUCCUCAGACUGUAAUGAGGGCAACUAAUCCAUUUGCACCAGUUAAUGGAGCUCAGUUGCAGUUCAUGUAGAGACAGCAAUGAUAUAUCAACACACAGUACAGUAAGCACCAAAUAUCUGGAUGAAGGCAGAUGAAAACAGGCCAAGACUUGGGGCUUAAUCAUCAUUUUAAAAAUCUCAUUGAACUUGCAUUACCUUACUGCUUCCUAAUCUCUAACUUUUUAAUGAAGAAAUGCUGAAUGGAAAACAAUCCAAUCUGUAUUGAAUGAUUAUUAUCUGAGUGAGCAGGCUUGAAAUGAUGUUUAUAUUUAUUGACCUGUUCAGUGCGGUUUCUUUUCUCUGCUGAACGAAAUUGAAACAACUGUUCUAACCGCAAGAACAUGAAAGCUACCAGUAAUAUUAACAAGUAAAUGGAAACCUGAAAAGGAAUCAUCGGAUUCAGACACAUUCAAAAACAUUUCUUAGAUCCUGUCAGGCUGCUUGGGUUGGUUUAUUAACCUACAACCAGAUAAGUAUUUCAAUGCACAACAUUGAAAAUUAAAGUUUCUAUUGACAGUUGUUUACUUCCUUGUUCCUUUUGAUCAGCUUGGGAGGAUUUCAUCCUUUUAUGACUGGGUGCAUUGUAAUACAUGAUUUUGUUUUUGUCAGGCAACUGUUACUGGGAAUAUCAUUGUGCUUUGCUGUGCAUAAAAUGAGUAUUAAUUUUACAGUAUGUUUGAAAAGAAAGUAUAAUACAUAUAUCUGUGUGGUGUUUAUUCUGGAUAACUUCAAAUCAUGAAAUUAGCAUUUUUUUAUAAAGUUAUCACUAACCUUUCUCAAUAUUAAAGUUAAGACUAGAAAUUGAACAUUAUCAAAUUAUUGCAAGCUAGGUGAAGAAAGGCAAUGUGUAGCAUCCAACUUCUACUGGAUGGAUCUCAGGUAUGGUUUAAUUAGAGCUGGCCUAUUCUGAAUGCAUCUGAAAUUGAAUUUGCCAUCAGCAGGAAGUUCUGAUGGGUUAGCGGGAACUAGCUUUGGUUGUCUACCGAACAAAUUGCUGCAUACAGUCAUGCUUGUGCCACUUGGAACAUCCAUUGAAAGCACCAAAACAGCAUCAACAACCAAGUCACUUAUCAGUUUCUUAAUAUGUGUACAUUUCCUCCAAGUUCUUGUACUUAUAACAUUUUAAAAGGUUAACAUUAGAACUAUUUAGCCAAGGAUUCUCUGAAAAUGGAUGCCCUUAUUUGUACACCCCGUUGAGUACACCAAAGGUGCUCGUGACAGGCGAACGUGAUUUUCUAUUGAUGUCACCUGUUGAAUCACUUAUGAAAUUUAACGUGAUUCCUAUCCUCAUACUUCCCCUUCCCUCUCCCAACUCCAGAUUAUGUUUGGGGCAACAUUACACUGUUAACUAGCUCUAUGUACAAAUAACUUUUACCGUAAGUUUGAUUUUUAAGAAUACAUUGCAAACCAAAUACAUUUUUAUAAAGACAGCUCGGCACUUGAAUUACAGAAAUAUUGACUGGCAAGGAUUGAUUAACCAAAAGCAGGCUAAACAAACACGUGUAGCAUUAAUUUUGUAUCAAACUGUAAUAUUAAAGGUUAUGAUUAUAGGAAGGCUGAACAAACAAAAAUUACAGGCAUUACGUGGGAUUGAGUACUAUAUCAGUGUAGUGUUUAUAUGAUUUACAAAGCUCCAGGGAUAUACUUAAUCUCAAUUUUUAUCAUACUCUUCUACCCAUUUAGAUUUGGUUCUGAUUCCAUGAACCGAGGGAUUUCAGAAAGACCAAUGGGUACCCUAUUCUUCAUUGCCCUAAGUGUUAGGAUCACCUAUUUCAGUCAGCUACUUUAAUAGGCAGGCAAUGAAUAAACUUAGGAACAUUUUCUUCUCCCACCCCACACAUCCCAGAAUAGAAACAAUUAUGGAUGAACACCUACCAACCUCGAGCAAGUUAGAAGGUAUACAUGGAUGAAACAUUUUCUCUAAAUUGAAAAUGUAGAUUAUUCCAAUCCCCACCAUAUUGCACUACUUGGUGUUUUUCAUCUACAAUGGAAAAUCCUUUCUGAUGCUUGUUAAUGUAAGUUGAAUUAUGAAUGUUUUACAAAUUUGUGCCAACAUAACAUUAUCCAUUUGUAGCUAGAGAAUCUUUACAAUUUCUAAAUAAGAACUUACUUGAGUAAGGGAACUUUGAUAUACAUAUCUUUCUCUGAACUUAUAAUUGUAACAAAAUAAUGCUUGAUCAAAUUUAUGUGAUCAGUUUAAAUUUAAUAAUGUUUUGACAGAUCAGGAAAAUCUACAUUUCAUUGUUGCUAUUUUAAUUGCCGUUUCACGCCAGUUUCUCCACCUAAAUUUUAAUAUCUUAAAAAUUGCAGGUACUGAAGUCUGUGCAGUGUAAGGGUUAAUUAAAUAUGAUUGUGGCUAGUGAAUGUUGUUUGAAUUUUCAAAUUUAAUGUUCAUUCCCUACUCCAGAAUGUUUUUUCUUUCUAUCCUGCUCAGAGUAGGGCUUUAUCAUUUUAUUUUUUGAAUUGGGGAAAUAAGAGGGGUCAGAAAACGAUGUACAUUUGGCUUUUGGCACAAAGAAUAAGACUUAUCUGGAUUUUCAUCUGUGUACAAAAUACAAAGAACAUUUCCAAUUAGUUCUUUUUAAGGAAGGUGAUAGCUAGCUCCAAAGUUUAAAGUAAAAUCCACGCCAUUCAUGAAGGACCAGUCAGUUAUUUCACGAUUUGGACAAUAGCCUGAUUUUUACAUGUGUGCAAAUUUGUAUAAUGCCCUGGAUUGCAAAGGGACUCAUUGUUUAUAUAACAUCUUAGCUGAUUUACAAAUGCAGGGAAGACUUUUUUUUAAAUUAUGAUAUUCUUCAUCAAAUGUAUUUGAAUAAUUCAAGGAGAUGGCAUCAUGUUGAGAACGAGAUCUAUUGAAAUGCACCUAAUUUUAUGUUGCUUUCAGCUCUCAAAUGUUGAAAAGAUUAUUCUCAUAAAGAAUCAUACAGUUGCCUCACAUUAAUGUAGAUUAUGGUCACCAUCUUUGUUAUUGUUAAUAAGAGGACUCUUGGAGCUUGCUUCACUUUUUUUGCACUGACUCAUCUGUAUUAGGAGAGGGGUUGUUGGAAAGAAAGUCCUGCUGAAGAGAUGCAGGAGAGAGAGAAAAGCAAAUAGGCAAGAAAGCCUUAUGAGACAUUUACAGUGCCCUCCAUAAUGUUUGGGACAAAGACCCACCAUUUACUUAUUUGCUCUGUACUCCACAAUUUGUAAUAGAAAAAAAUCACAUGUGUUUGAAGUGCACAUUGUCAGGUUUUAAUAAAGGUCUUGUUUAUACAUUUUGGUUUCACCAUCUAGAAAUUACAGCAGUGUUUAUACAUAAUUCCCCCCCCCCCCUUUCAGGACACCAUAAUGUUUGAGACGCAGCAAUGUCAUGUACAUGAAAGUAGUCACGUUUAGCAUUUUGUUGCAUAUCCCUUGAAUGCAAUGACUGCUUGAACUCUGCGAUUCAUGGACAUCACCAGUUGCUGGGUGUCUUCUCUUGUGAUACUCUGCCAGGCCUGUAUUGCAGCCAUCUUUAGCUUAUGCUCGUUUUAGGGGCUAGUCCCCUUCAGUUUUUGCUUAAGCAUAUAAAAGGCAUGCUCAAUUGGGUUCUGAUCGGGUGAUUGACUUGGCCACUCAAGAAUUAACUGUUUUUUAGCUUUCUUCGUCUUGCGGAUGGCGUGCACAGCCUAAAGUUGUUGGACAACUUGUUCUAUUUGAUCUUAUUUGAUUGUGCACACCAGGUUGAUUGCACUCGUCGAAACAGGGCGGACCCCGUGAAGGUUGCAAUCUCCCACCCCAUUUUUUAGCUUUGAAAAACUCCUUUGUUGCUUUCGCAGUAUGUUUGGGAUCAUUGUCUUGCUGUAGAAUGAACCACCGGCCAAUGAGUUUUGAGGCAUUUGUUUGAACUUCAGGAGAUGGGACGUGUCUAUGCACUUCAGAAUUCAUUAUGCUACUCUCAUCAGCAGUUGUAUCAUCAAAGAAGAUAAGUGAGCCAGUACCUUCAGCAGCCGUACAUGCCCAGGCCAUAACGCCCGCACCAGAUUCAGAUUCAGAUUCAAUUUAAUUGUCAUUGUCAGUGUACAGUACAGAGACAACGAAAUGCACCGAAAAUACCACCGUGAUUCACAGAUGAGGUGGUAUGCUUUAGAUCUUAGGCAGUUCAUUCUCUCCUCCAUACUUUGCACUUUCCAUCACUCUGAUAUAAGUUAAUCGUCGUAUCAUCUGUCCACAAGACCUUCUUCCAGAAAUGUGGUUGCUCUUUUAAGCACUUCUUGGCAAACUGGAACCUGGCCAUUGUAUUUUUGUUUGGGAUCAUUGUCUAGCUGUAGAAUGAACUACUGGCCAUUGAGUUUUGAGGCAUUUGUUUGAACUUGAGCAAAUAGGAUGUGUCUAUACACUUGAGAAUUCAUUAUGCUACUAUCAUCAGCAGUUUUAUCCACAAUGAAGAUAAGUGAGCCAGUACCUUCAGCAGCCAUACAUGCCUAACCGUUUGGCUGAUGUCUCUAAGCUUCUUAAAACCCACACUGAUCCUUAACAGCUAAUGCAGUGCUGGAGACCCGGGUUCGAUCCAGAUUUCGGGUGCUGCCUGUACGGAGUAUGUACGUUCUCCCUGUGAUCUGUGCGGGUUUUCUCCGAGAUCUUCGGUUUCCUCCCACACUCCAAAGACGUACAGGUUUGUAGGUUAAUUGGCUUGGUAAAUGUAAAACUUGUCCCUAGUGGGUGUAGGAUAGUGUUAAUGUGCGGGGAUCAUUGGUCGGCGCGGACCCGGUGGGCCGAAUGGCCUGCUUCCACGCUGUAUCUCAAAAAAAAACGUGUAUAUAUAUCUCAAAUUAUGGAGUACAGGGGCAAAUAAAUAAAUUAUGGUCUUUGUCCCAAACAUUAUGGAGGGCAUUGUAUGUUUGUAAUUAUGGAGGUCUUUCAUCUGUCAUGCUGCCUGUAUACUCAUGUUGCCAAAUGUUCAGGAGCAACUAACUGCCUGAAUGAACGCUUAGCUCUGAUUUUGUGUGAAAUGCAUCAUAAAAUAAUCCUAGUUCCAUCUAUGGCGGCUGAUGUGGCCUAUAAUAUGAAAGUGCAUUUCAAAGUAAUCAAUGUCGAUUAAAAACAGAAAAUACUGGAACCAUGUAGUAGGUCACUUUAGCAACUCUGUAAUUUGCCACAUCCUCAACAUUUAGAGACUUGUGCAGCCUUCUUGGCUUGCGUGCAACAAAAGGAAUAUGAAAGACAAGCUACUUAAGCUUGAGAACAGAGAAACUUGCAAAUUAUGCUCAGUAUUAUAUAAUCAUAGUUUGCACAAGUAAUUUAUUUUUGAAAAUUGUGGAUUUAAAAUAAAUGAAAAAUGACAUUCCACAUGCAAUAGAGAUAUUGUGGCAAGGCCCUUUCAGUAACCAGACUGCAAGUUGUUGGCAUUAGAAGCAACCACGCUUGUUUGACUCCUGUUUCUUGUGUUGCAACAGAUCAUAGCACCACCUACUUCCUUGAUCCUGACCAUGGCUUAUUAUAGCUAGUACUUGGAUUUUGUGAUUGAGCAAUCAGUAAAUUAUCUUAAAUUACAUUAAGCAAGGGCCCAUUUACUAUUUAUGUACAAUAAAUUAAUCUGAUCUGACUUUUUCAUGGUGUCAAAAUUAAAAAAAUCUUCAUUAACACCUUACAUUUGCUAAAGUUGCAAAUUACUACUUAAUCUCUUAGAUACAUACAAAUGUGCCAAUGGAAUGAGCAACCGACAGAGUAGGCUGUAAAGGAAUUUGGUUUUCUUGCUUUAUCCUGUGUGGAAAUCUAAUUGACUCAAUCUUACAUACAUAAUUUAGCUGAAAUAAUUUCUUCAGGUUUUGAUUUGCGUGGAAAAACUUUCAAAGCACUUGUCUGCACAUAUUUUUACAAAAAUGUUUUUUUUUUUAAGUUCCAGUGUAGUUGAAGCACAUUGACUUGCUGCUACUUUUAUUGGUGAACCAAUGCAAACUUAAAAGUAUCAAGGAAACAUUUGAAUCUUCUAUACAUCUUCCCAGGAAUGCUUUUUAUUUCAAAUUACAGCCACGCGCUGUUUAAAUGCUUCCCUCUGUGUGGUCUUCAAUUUUUUAAAUAUCACCAGAACAAUGAGUUUUAAACAAGUAAAAUGUUGAAUUUCCUUCACACUAUAAACUACCUUUUCCAUCACCUAACAGACUUGUUCCAUAUUAAUCCAUCACUUUAAUAAAAAAAAUCUUCCAACAUUUAUAUGUAUCACUGUGGUAAAUGUGUGAGCACUGAAAUAUGGAGGAUAUUACCCAAGAUUUUUAGUGCACGUAGAAGUGGGAGUUGAACUGAAUAUAUAAUUACGCACUGUGGAUCGGUGCUUCUUUGUAAAUAAGUGCAGGAAUUUCCUUUCUUUUUUUGAGUAGUUUAUGCUGUGAGGGGAACAAAAAAAAACUAUGUGAAUUGCAACAUAUAAAAAUUACGCUGUUGUAUUGCAUUUUUGCAGAUUAUAUUUUUGAGUAAUUGAAACCUGUAUAUGUUAUCAUUUAUACAUUCAAAGUAACUAGUAAACCUAGAAAAAUAGCAAGUUUCAUCAGGGUUGUAUUUGAUUCUGAAAUCAGUAUGUGGGCAAGUGCAUUAUUGCAUAAUAAAGGAAAUGUAUUAAACAA